This is a messenger RNA of Saccostrea echinata, 912 nucleotides long. RefSeq names its product GTP-binding protein GEM-like. The transcript has 4 exons. Gene Ontology annotation, cellular component: plasma membrane. Gene Ontology annotation, molecular function: GTP binding; GTPase activity; calcium channel regulator activity. The record is from RefSeq and is a predicted model, not a curated record. Lineage: Eukaryota; Metazoa; Mollusca; Bivalvia; Ostreida; Ostreidae. Bases 1 to 912 code for a protein of 303 amino acids.
AUGUCCAUCACAAAAUGUAGUACAGUCUUGAAGAAAGGAGUUUUAUGCUCGACUUCAGAUCAGAUGAUUUCUUUAGAUAAAGAACAUGUAAGUUCAAAAAACAAAUAUAAACAACUUGAGUGCGGUAAAAAUACGAGCCCACUGUUGCUUGCAGAUAUUGGAUCCAAUAACAGUCAGCUUAAUUUAAUGGAUGUUUUGAGGGCCAGAAAAACCAAAAACCUUCACCAAACAAGAAUAAGAGCGAUCCAACUGAAGAAUUCUACUCAGGUCGCGAAGCAUAGGCCUAAUAAAUCUACUAGAGGCAAGCGAGGCCUAAAAAUAUCCAAAACAAAGCAAGAAUCCCUAGGAAGAUCAAAUGAAAGUGCCAAACUUAUCGGAGUUUUCGGAGGUGCAAAUGUUGGAAAAGCCAGUUUCAUGCAACUUUUGAAACAGAAUCAACAGAUCAUUGCAUCCGAUGAACAAGCAAAUAGAGUCAUUUUGGAGCAUAGCGAUUCGAAAGUCAAUCUGUUCUUUGAGACUUCCGAAAUGUAUCUAGAAAAGACCACGCCCAUUCAAGAGGCAGACGCCUGUGUUGUUAUGUUCGCUGUCUCUGAUAAAGCAUCGUUUCAGUUUGCUAAACACUGCAUUCAGAACAUAAGAAAAAGUCAUCGAGAAGACUUGCCCAUAUUUCUUGUGGCAAACAAAUCUGACUUGAUUCGCCAUCGUAAAGUUUCUCCAAAUGAUGCUAUCAGAGUUGCCAACUUUCAUACUUGCCAGUAUUUUGAAACAUCAUUGAUUUUUAACUAUAAUGUGCCAGAAUUACUGCAAGAUAUUCUGAAUCAAGUUCAAAAGAACAAAACAAAAAAAUGUAUGAGAUGCCUCCACAGAGUGGCUGAAGCUUUUCAAAAUAGGCUGAAGAAAUUCUUUAUGUAA